AUGUUAUCGGCAAACAGCGCAUUCUGGGAGGCAGUCACUCUCGCAGGUCUCGUCCUCGGCUUACUUUUUGUGUCGACCGUACACCUCAAAGACUGGUGGUCUGACUCCCCAAACAAGAAAAGUCGGUCUUCUUCCGACGCUCAAGGAGCAGAUCCCGUACAGGAAACCGAACCUGCGGCUGACGAUGAGACCGAUAAGUCAGCCGAGGAAAAGGCUGAGAAACGACGUCGGCGCAGGCAGGCCAAAAAGGAUGCUGAACAACAGUGUGGAGGGCCCGGUCGGGGUGGAGGGGCAGGUCCACCUACACCGCUAGAUCUGAGGCGGACGGCCAACCCCGCCAAUCCUGUGAGGGGUGAGGCCAAGAAUCGAGUGGGGUUCCCGGACGCGGCAGGGAAUGAAUUGCCCGGUGGUGGCUCAGGAGGAGAGACACCUGCCACGACCCCGGGAUCAAACACACCCUCUCCCGGAGGACGGGCCCACUGGAAGGACGAGGGAUGGCCGGGGAAAGGAAUUGGCAAGGACAAACAGUACCUCACCCAGGAGUUUGAGCUAAAGGAUGGUUCGAAGGCCAUCGUGAAAACCGAAAUGAUGAAGGACGUCAAGACCAGACUCAUAGAACAGACAGUUCAAGACGGGCAGGGUACAGAUACGGAGCCCCCGCUUGUGCGCCCAGCGCUAGACACAAAGGUCCCGGAGGUGAUCGUGCCUAAUCUAAGCGGACGUAGACAGGCUCCGCCAUUUCCCGAUCAGCGAUCACCCACGGACAUACAGCUCCCCAAUUCUCUAGAGACCAAGGACGGCGAAAACAAGGACACGACGCCAUCGCCGGUGCCGCAAAGCGAGUUGUCACCCAUCCCACUGCCACCUCCACCAGGUGAUCCCAAUCCGCCGAGACAUCCCAUACCUCCGGUCGAGGACAAGGCAGCACCCCGGCCAGUCGCUCCUCCUCACCCAGGCACUCCUCCUCAUUGCCCACCUCAACCAAGCGGGGAACCUGGAUCCGACACUGAGUCUGGCCGGCAAGCGUUGCUCGCGCGAACAGCUCCGGAUCCUGACAAGCCAUUAAUCGUACGGAGGUCUGUUCUAGAGUACCCACCUGGCAGCGACAAAAGGUUCUCAGGGCUCAACGGGGUGCUUGACAAACUGCAGACAGACUCUUUGGCUAGACAGGCACAGCAGAGACAUGGUGAUGCCGGUCGGGCUGCCUCCAAGCAGAACACUGUCCAAAAUGGCCACAGUGCCAAGACGACAGCCCGCGAAAGCAAGAAUGAGUGGAAGACAACGCCCGAUGGCGAGCCCAAAGUACCGAAAGGUACGCGACCUGCUGAGACGGGGCAAUCGGUGGAUGCAAAGUCCGCUCCCAGAAAGCCAAAUAACCCAGACUCGGAGAGAUCUGAGAGUGGAUCGAUGUCCGCAAGCUCGACGUCAGAACGCUCGCCGAGGACGAUGAGUGAGGACGAGAACGGACUGGCCAAGUCGGACAAGAAGAAGCCUUCUGGUGCGCUCAAGAAGGUCACAAAGUCGACGCGGGAUCGGUUGGAUGAUGGGAGCAGCGAAGAGGUGGCGACGACUCGUACAUCACAGCGCGGCAGAAGAGAUCAGCAGGGGACGAAGAACGAGGCAGAGGGGGCAGACUCGUCCAGCAGAGAGACGGGCAGCGCACACGAGUCCAACGAUGGAGGAUCAGCAUCGAAGAGGAAGAGGAAGGAGAAAAAAAAGGACAAGGGGGCGCCUUCAGACGAUGGGGAGGCCCCUAAUGCCAAACCAAGCAGGAAGGCCGGGGGAGCCAAGGGCCAAGGUAUGAGGAGCGACAAGAGUAUACGCGGGAGGAAUAGGGAGGACAAGGAGAAGAAAGGGACUAGAGGGAGGAAGGGGAGGAAGGCUUCCGCUAAGGGAGUCGAGAACUUCGACGGCUCGAGCUGGGAGAGCGACGGAGACGAGGACGAGGACCAAGAUUCACCUCGGGCGCAUGGUAGGCCGCCUCCGACAUCCGGGGAACGAUCUGCGAGACAGGACACUUCCCGACGGCCCGGUAGGGAUGAAGAUCACACUGGAACUGAGAGAUUCGCAUAUGUCGAUGACGAUCGCCCCAUGGGAGGACCGCAUCGGGCGCCGCCAGGGAGAAGUCAUGAUGCCUCCGACAGAUCAGGCGCGCAGACGCGUGCGCCGGGCGGAGAUCGGCCGACCUUCGGGGACAUUCGGAGUGUUCGUGAUCGAGAGGAAGGACCUUGGGAGCCGACCCGAUUGGGCAGAAAAAAGACCGCAGGAGAUGCGUCGGCGGAAGGUUUCGUGCCUCGGUUGAGGUCGAGAAACGGAGACGGCUUCAACGCCGGUGCAUCAAUUGAGCGUCACGACACCUUGCAGGACCGUGCAGCUAGUGCCUCAACUCGGAAUACCCAGAAGCGACAGAAUAUCGUCGACACGGCAGGGGGCAAUGAAGCCGUUCCACCAGGGCAGCGGCUGGGUACGAAGUCUCGGAUGGAAGGCCCGCUCCCGGGGGAUGUGGGUACGGCAGCUGGUAUAGCGGCGGAUGUUCGGAAGAAGCGUAGUGCAAAAGCCACUGAUGAUGCUGGGGCCGCGAAGGCUGAGGGACCGGUAGUGGAAGCACCGGGGUCCGAACGACCGCCAGGUCCUGAGGUUUCUGUUGCGACAACCCCGAGGGGGGAAGAACAGGAGUCUGAGGUUACGCACAACACACUGAGAGCUGCGAGAACAGCAAGGGCGUUGCGGGAAGAGAAAGAAAGGGAGACUGAGGAUGCUCGGGUGGCGGAUGAUCUUGCAGCGGCCGAAGCUGCGAAGAAAGGGCUUGAUGCUGUGGACCCCCAGGAGAAAGACGAAGCGGGUCCAGGAGCACGCAAUUAUCGUGAAGCUGUGGUCCAGAUUACCCCUGCAUCGAAGACUGCGUUGUCUCCUGGACACUCGCCGCGUCGCGAUGAGCCGAUGUCGCCCAAAACCAGCUUGGGGCGGAGCAAUCAGACGGUGCCGCCUGUCUUUCCACCCAAACCACCGGCCAGCGUCGCAUCUGGCAGAGCGGUCUUUGGUCGCCAGGAAAAAUCCACAAUGAAGAAGAUGGGCGACACCGAGAAGUGCAUUGUACAGCUCAACCCACAUCAGGUCCCACCCCGCAGCCAAAAUCAUGGCUUUGCACGCGAGAAAGACGAUUUUGGGAAGAUCCUCGGAGACUACGUUGAACAAACACGGGGCAACCCAGACAGCGGUGCUCUAAUAAAGGCUUGGAAAGACUUCCGUGCGAAUAGUGAUGACGCGUACAAAAGUAGCAAAUAUGCCGACGACGACGAAAAGGCUGUGGCGGAUCGGGUGGCCGAAGACGCCAGGCUCAUGAGGGCCCACCGAGAAGAGAGGGAAAAUGGUCUAACUUCGCCUGUGGAACAUCAAGAGAAGGUGAAUCGCAUGAGUGACGAGGCGUACAACAAAGCAGUCGACCGCAAUAUCGUUAUGCUAUCGCAAUUUUCGGCGCAAGAUGCGAUCGCAGCGGCCAAGGAGGAAUACGGCGACGUCUAUGAUCGCGGAAAGCCAUUCUCUAAAGUGAUCGACGGCCACGAAGAGUGGCGCCAGGAAGACGUAGACAGUCUGGACAUAGCAAGAGCUGUGCUGCGUCAUUUCAAACGCAAACGCGCCGACGUGGCCCAAGGCGCGAAGCGGUUGGAGGCUAAGCGAGCAGAAAAGAUUGAUGAGGUACCAGCGGAUCUGCCGCGUGCCGAGAAGGCGAAAGGAAGCGAGCACCAAGUAUCCGUACCGUCGAACCGUUCAGCACGCCUUGCACCUCAGGCGACAGCGGGGUCCGAUCAGCGUAUACCACCAAUACCACCCUUGGAGUGGGACACGGUUGUUCCUAGGAAGAGAAAGGACAAAACAGGGAAGAUAGUGACGGGAGGGGAAGAGGGCAUUGACAAUGCUGCAAGCGAGGCUGGAGACCGAGAUCCCAGCGUGCAUACGGCUGGAAGCACAGACAAGUCAGGUGUCGGAGAAGAGACGGCACGUUCAGGAGCGCAUGACAAGGGGGGCCUUGAUGGAGCGACCCGUGUCACGAAGAGCCCGGCAAACGGUGGAAAAGCGUCACUGAACCCUCAAAACACCCAUCAUCAGAGUCGUCUGUCCCGCCGCCGCGACUCGCAGAAGAUUCACGAGAGACCUGUUUGGAACACGACUUCUUCGGUAGACCCGACAUCUGACACUCCCAGGCGAGAAGGGGAGGAUCGAAAGGAUUACAUCACGCGAAGGAUCGAUGCCACAAUUUCUGGGUAUCGCUCACUUGAUCUGGAAGACGCCUUAGAAAUAGCAAAACAGGAACAACGCGACGCCUGGGAAGCCGGCGUUCGGCAGUUUGGUGAUGGAGAUGACGCAGAAUGGAGUGAAGCAGCGGAAGAUCGGCAGCAGAUUGCAGUGAACGUACGAGGCUACUUCGAGGGCCUAGUCGAGGGGUCGACUUGGUGGUCUGCUAAGAGGGCGCGGGAGUGGCGCGAGCGGCGCCAGCAGGAGAUCGUGAAGGAGAAGGGGCACAACGUUGGCAACCGACUCUCCCCUGUCAACCACCCACCCGUCAAUACAGUAUCUGGUACCGGGAAGAGAUCGUCAUCGCGAUCUCCAGAACAGGAACGUCAUCAACGAUCGGACAUGGAGCAUGAAGCAGGGGUCAGCGGGCAGGGCAGUACUCAGGGCGAAGCGGAUCAAAUCGCAGCUUGCGACGGUGAUGAAGAGUCACGGAUCGAGGAAAGGAGGGCAGAGCUGCGAAGUAAAACCUCCAGGCGAGGCGUUCUAGGUGAGGAUCCCGCACCACCUGUCAAGCGCAGCAGCGCUAUCUCAGGCCUGGACUCCGGCACUAGGCAAAGUCUGCUUUCAAGUCAAAAAACAAGCCUGAGUGAAGGAGAGAUAGAGGAGGCGGUCGCCGAGAGAAUGAAAUGGCUCACCGAAGACGAGAGCUGGUCUUUUCGUGAGGCGUCGAAGAUAGCUGCCGAAGAACACCGUGCAGCUCUCGAGAAGGCUUUCAUACAUGGAAAGCCGACCGGUCAGCCGUGGACGGACAGACUCGCUAUAGCAAGCAGGGUGCAUGAGUCAAUCGGGACCCGCCAGUUGGAGCGCCGGCGAAAGGAGGCUGCUGCUACGGGCAGUGCAAAAAGCGUGCCUGGACAGCAGCGGCGCGAAGGCGUAUCCACCCACAUCAAUCAACCUCGCACCUUCCGCAAUGUAAAGCGUUCUCCGGGAAAGAAGAUUGAGGUCAAGGAACAGAUUGUCUCCCAGCAUACUGGAAACAAUCUCUUCCUUCAGUCACUGUAUUGCAUCGGCAGAAUAGUUGCAGAUGCGCCUGUCGCCUCCCUCUUCUGCGCUGCAUCCUCAGUCGCUAUCAUCACAAGCACAAUACAGAUCCAUAAUUUUCGCAUCUUGCUAUCUGAAAGCGGCGAUAUCGUGAGGCGAGAGGAACUCCCCACCGGUUCCGCUAUUCUCGAGAGCUGGGUCUCCAAAGUCCCUGGAGUCGUCGAGAAUGGUCCGGACGGAGCGUUCUGGCUCCUGAACCUCUGGAUCAUCCUCGGCAUCCCAUUCAUCGCGGCGUCCUGCGCCACAGCCAUCAGCGUCGCCGAUGGUCCACAGUACCCAGGUGGAUACGCAGGGAGGAUGCGAGCAGUCGGGAGACGUUUAGGGCGGAUCGUUCGCGCAGGCUGGGCGCUUCCGAAACUUCUUACCAGCUGCCUCACGACCGGCGGCGAAGCGACCUUGAUGGGAUCACACCCACGCGGUACGCUGGGCGCACUGAGACGAGGGGGCUGGAGGACCGUACUCAAAUUGGCCCUCGUGCUCAUGACCGCCACGGUGACCUGCCUAAUCGGCUUCAUGGUCGUACGGGCAGCCACACUCGCCAGCGAUACUCCUUUGACACCCCUUAGUCCAGAAGAGACGAGAAUCAGCGUUGACGGUCUCACGGAAGUCGCGUCUAGUCUAUCACCAAACACGGGCUUCGGCCUUAUCCACGUCUUUCUCAUCAUCGCAAUUCCUUCCAUCGUUUAUGCUAUCUACUCCUUGCUGGACCCUGAACGCGAGGAGGUCGUCAGGACUGGGGCGGUCAGGACAUCAUGUUGGAAACAUAUGUCAAAAUUUCCGCGAAGGAUUCAUCGAGCGGUUCCAGGUUGGAUCUGGCGAAUCUUCUUUGUCAACGCUAUACUUGUCCCCGUCAUCACGGUCGCCUGCUUUUUCGAGGAGGUCCUGACGCAAACUACCUCCAUCUUUGGCGUCAUAUCAGGGGGAGAUGCGAUCACGGGCGCGAACAUAUUCUUCGGUGUCAUGACCUUGCCCGCCGGCUGGGCGGUCUAUACUCUUUGGGACCUGGUGAUGGACCUUUGGGCGUGGAUCAAACGAGCCUAUAUCCUGAUCAACGGGAUGACCCGAGAGGCAGCUGCGCUAGCUGCUGUCGCCGCGCGGAUGUAUUCAGCUGGACUUGCGCGUCCUCGACAUGUUCAAACAGGUAUUCCCUGUUGGGCCUCGACAGCUUUGGUCAUUGGGCAAUCGUGCCGCAUAGCUCGAACACCUAUCAUGUUCAGCUUAUAUAAUAGCGUCUCAAAGGAUGAAGAUAGCAGGGAAAGAGUUCAGGACUGGCUGGAGCAAAGGGUUGCGGAUACAUACAUCAACAUGGUGACUGCCAACAGUGCAUUCUGGGAAGCUACUACCCUUGUAGCAAUCGCGCUUGGGGUACUGGUGAUAUCGACGGUCCAUCUCAACGGCUGGUGGCCCAAAUGGCCUGGCUCUUCCGCUGCCGCCACAAGAGCUGCCGCGUCUGCUCUCGCAGACAGUGAGACGUUAGAAGCGGAGAAGCGCAGGCGAAAGCGAUCGGGGACCAAUGAGCCAGGAACCCCUGGAGCCGGGGGUGCGAACCCGGAUCGUUCUGGCAGUAAUCAUGGUUCCGGAAAUGAGUCGGACAUGUCGGGCCGGUCGGGAAGCGGCAGCACGAGAGGUAGUGAACGAGGGGAACGAGAGACCCCCAGGUCCGACGGGAGCGAAGCGGGACGAGGCGGGUCGCAAGGUAGGUUGAAUGGAAACCGGGAUUCAUCAGAUGGCGAGCAAGACACGAGCGAUUCAGAGGGGGGCGGAAGAAGCAACAAGGUGGGCGGGGCAGAGGCCACUACACAGCAAAUCACGGAAGAGAUACCUCUGUCCGAUGGCUCGACGGUCAACCUUGUCUUGAACGUCAAAGACAAUGAGAAGGUUCGAUUCAUCAAGAAGAGAGCUUCGGGUAGUCAUGCGGGAUCCCCUCCUCCCAGGCGAUGGCACGAUGAUUCAUCAGAGGAAGAUGAGGGCCCAGCAGUCGGCGGGGGCGGUGCGCCAGGCGUAUCGGGAGUACAGCCUCCAGCAGCAACAGGACCCAGCUCCCGAGCGCCACCAACCCCCUCCGAAGGUCAGACAGGCAAGCAACACGGGGGCAAUCAGGUUGUAUCCCUCGUAUCAUCAGGACCACGUCGAGAGGAUUUCCUCCUGCCUGAGGAAGCUUCCUACAUUCCCACUCGUCCACUGCACACUGCGAGAUCGGAACUCCCGACUACACCCGGUGGCAAACAAGUCGCGUCUCACUUGUCACCAGGACCGCUUCGGGAGCCUUUCAUGAUGCCAAGUGACGCUCCCUUCGGAGCCACUCGUCCACUCACCAACAAGCGCUCGGAGAUACCGUUAUCCGUGCACGUCCUCGCAGCCGGUCUUCCGCCCAUACCCGGACCUCAUCGCUCGUUCGAGCACUUACCUGCUUUCGACUCCACCAUACGAGAUUUCCCAGCCGGGCAACGGACCCGCAUGCUGCAGGGAACCGCGGACGCUGCAUCCAUAUCAUCCGCGUCCCCUCAAGGCUCAUUCCUGAUACAGGGUGACCACCCUGUCACUCGCGAUCGUUUGCUUGACCUAAGUGACCCCAGUGUCGCUGCGCCGCUCCAUGUACGUCAGGUCGGCAUAUUGCCCAUAUCCGGUGAUCCAAGAGCCUGGGUGCACAGCGAUACGCCACACAUGGCCUGGAAAGGCCUGCAAAGUGAGCCCGAAGCUGGGCGAGCAUUGGCCAGCCUUGAUGUGAGGGCUGCUGUCCCGAUCAGUCCGGAGGUGCUGGCGGAGGCUCAGAGACAUAGUUACGUGGGUCUUGAUGCGCACGUUGAAGGCGGCAAGCUGCUUCAUACAGUUCCCGAACGCGUGCCAGUCAGUCCAAUCAAAGUGGCUUUCAGGGAUCGCUUGAAGCAGUUAUUGCCACGUCGAACGGGGAUGAAAGUGCCAACACCUCUGGUCCUCUCUACACAAGAUGAAUACGUGGUCCCCAUAGCCCAGUCCGCGGAUGCAGAGGGGGUGACGGCGGCGAGGAAGAAGGUUAGAGAGCCGAUCAGAGGGGUAGUGUCACUGAUUCCUCAGACGGCGGAGCUCAUCGCUGUGAGGGCGAAGAGGCGGACUGGCAAGAAGGUCGGCAAGGGCCUAGAAGUGGGACAGGACCCUGAGUAUGCGGUAGUAGAGACCAUGGCGAUGUCUGCAAAAGCCAGAGCGAAGCUGGAGAAUCGGGGACAGGAGAAGGCAGAAGUUGCGCCGAGGACAGCUAAGGUGGGCAAGGAAAAAGCGAAGGAGAAAGCAGGCGCGCAAAUCAAGGCCCAGGCAGCUGUACGCGAGGGCAGGGAGCUCCUCGUGGGCACGGAGAAGGCUGAGGUGUCCCCAACAGGCGUGGUCGUGUCAGCCUCGGCUUCUGAAGCUUUGAGCGGCGUCGCGUCGAAGAAUAAGACCAAGCUUAAGACCAAGAAAAAGAACAAAGGCAAGACAGUCCUCAAAGCUCUCGGAUCGGCAUCGGAAGCCGUCAGUGGUCUAGACACCAAGAGCUCCAGAAUCGACGGCAACAAGCUGAGCAGAAAGAAUAAGAAGAAGAAGAAAAGCAAGGCCCAAACUGGCUCGAGCGAGGAUGUGGGAGAGGAACAGACGGUCAAGUCUCAACGGAACGACAAAGUCCUUGAGGAGGAGAGCUCAGGCGAGAGUGUAGCCAGUGAGAUAUCGGCGGUGACAGGGAGAAGCAAGAGCAGCAAGAAGUUGAGGAGCAAG
This is a messenger RNA of Dioszegia hungarica, 9057 nucleotides long. RefSeq lists its product as uncharacterized. The annotation marks the transcript as partial. The transcript has 12 exons. NCBI's taxonomy places the organism in Eukaryota, Fungi, Basidiomycota, Tremellomycetes, Tremellales, Bulleribasidiaceae. The record is from RefSeq and is a predicted model, not a curated record.